AUGCGCGCUCCGCCGCUGCUGCUGCUGCUGGCCGCCUGCGCGCCGCCGCCAGUCGCCGCUGUGGACCCGACGUUGCCGGGUUGGGAGCCGGCCUCCGACGCGCCCUGGUGCCCCUACAAGGUGCUGUCCGAGGGCCCCGAGGCGGGCGGUGGGCGCCUGUGCUUCCGCAGCCCCGCUCGGGGAUUCCGCUGCCAGACGCCCGGCUGCGUAACGCUGGCCUCGGCGAGUGGCUCGCUGCGCGCCCACGUCCUGCGCAACCGCAGCGUGCUGCUGCAGUGGCGCCUGGCUCCAGCCGAGGCGCGCCGCGUGCGCGUCUUCGCGCUAAACUGCUCGUGGCGUGGCACCUACACGCGCUUCCCGUGCGAUCGCGUGCUGUUGGGUGCUUCCUGCCGCGACUACCUGCUGCCGGACGUGCACGACAGCGUGCGCUACCGCCUGUGCCUGCAGCCGCUGCCGCUGCGCGCCGAGCUCGCCGCCGCCCCGCCAGAGCUCGCCGAAUGCGUGGAGUUCACCGCCGAGCCGGCAGCUAUGCAGGAGAUCGUGGUGGCUAUGACGGCGGUAGGCGGCUCCAUCUGUGUCAUGCUGGUGGUCAUCUGCCUGCUGGUGGCCUACAUCACCGAGAACCUCAUGCACCCGACCUUCCGGCGACCCAGUCUGCGCAGGCAGUCCUGAAGCCCAAGGCGACCCGCCCACCAGGGUUCCAUCUGCCCAAGUGCGCUGAGACCCUAAGGCCCUCUCCUUGCUUUUCUCUCAUUCCUUCUUCCUCCUAGGAUCCCCACGGAGGGCCUAAUGGAGACUCUAGCCCACGCAGGGAUCUUGGCAUCAUCCCACGACCUUGCCAGCCCCAGCUGGGUAUCUGCCUUCCAGACUCAGGCCUCAGACUGGCCCAUAGGCAUGGGCUAGAGUGUCAGCUGCGUCCAGGGGUCUUCCCCUUCUCCAGGGCCUUUGUAUGUAGGGCCGGGCCAGAAUAUACAUUCCCUUCUGGCAAGAGCCACUGGCACGCAGGAUCAUCAACCUGAACUUUCAUCCCGUGCCAGGUUGUCGAAGCUUGGCCGUGAUCGUUGCUUGGUCACGUUGUGCUUUGCAGGUUGGGAGAAGUGACCUCUGGAGGCCGUACCCACCCCACCUUACCCCAGUGGGCUUAGGUUAGCUUUGUGCCUUAGUAUCUCUGGCCCACUGCAGGAGCCACCCAUCACCC
Acomys russatus (golden spiny mouse) is the source of this 1198-nucleotide messenger RNA. RefSeq names its product fibronectin type III domain containing 10 (gene Fndc10). NCBI's taxonomy places the organism in Eukaryota, Metazoa, Chordata, Mammalia, Rodentia, Muridae. The record is from RefSeq and is a predicted model, not a curated record. Bases 1 to 672 code for a protein of 223 amino acids. The transcript has a single exon.